Theileria equi strain WA is the source of this 1914-nucleotide messenger RNA. RefSeq lists its product as hypothetical. Bases 1 to 1914 code for a protein of 637 amino acids. NCBI's taxonomy places the organism in Eukaryota, Apicomplexa, Aconoidasida, Piroplasmida, Theileriidae. The transcript has a single exon. The record is from RefSeq and is a predicted model, not a curated record.
AUGAAUGUUUUAGGGGUUUUACAUCUGGUUCUAUUCGUUAGAUAUUGCGUAGCUACCUUAACAGACUCGCGGGUUGAAGGAGAAAAUGGAGGAACGAAAACAACCGCUAAAUCCACCAGAGAACUCGUAGUUCCAAUUACCCUAGAUUUGGCUGAGGUGAAUACAAACUCGGUUGAUGUUCCAGCUACUACUGUGCAAGAUGGCAUAAGUACAACCUACUACUACCCAAAGGGAAAGUUUUAUUUUGAAAAGAUAGUGGAUGGAGGCAGAACUGUAUGGGAGUCUACUGAAAAGAAGUGUUCUCCAGCAUAUACUAUCUCAAAGGGUGAUGUAACAUUUCUUGCUUUACUACUCAAGGAGGGUGAGAAUACAGAUUUAAUAUACUACGAAAAGAAGAAUCUAGGGUGGAAGCUUGUCGAGAAGACAAAGAGUGAAAAUAUAAUAGAGGAACUAAAGAGGCAGCCUGAGCAACCAGCUGUAAAAACCAUCGACUUGGAUCUUUCAGAUGUUGAUUCUACAGCAUUCUCUGUAGAAGAAUCUGAGGAGGAUAAGGUUCCUAUCAAAAAAUAUGCCGUUAAAACUGAUCAUUACUUGAAUGAGAUAAACUAUGGAGAUUCUGAACUUUGGAAAUCCGAUUCUCCGGACAAACAUUGUACACUUGCUACGGUAUACUUUGAGGAAGAGAAUCCUAUGUUGCUAUCCCUAACACUUAACCAAGGAUUUGUUUAUCUGCAAAAUAAAGACGGUAGAUGGGUUGGUGUUUCUAAGGAUGGCUACGAUACCGCUCUGGCUAAGAUGAAGAGACUGGCUUCCUUACCCAAAGUCAGGACUGUCGAAUUAGAUAUCGCUGAUAUAGACGGCAAUGUCUUUACGGUUGAGGAGGAAGCCUUAGAAGGAGUACCUCUAAAGACAGUGACUCCCAAGGAUGGUGUCCUCAUAACUUCUGUUAUGGAUGGAGAGAAGGAAGUCUGGAAGGGUGCAGAUAAGGAGCAUGGUCUGCAAGUAGUAGUCUGCUAUGAUGGAGAAUCCCCUGCAUCAGUAGUUGUAAACUUUGUAAAGGUUGAUGGAAAGAAUGUUUUGAAAUAUCAUAAUAAGCAGGGUGAUAAGUGGGAGAUGGUAAAGAAAGAAGACCAUGAAAAGUUGCUGGAGGAGUUCAAGGCUUCAGAAGAUAAUAAAGAUAAAGAAUCCUCAGAGAACCUUCCUUCUCCUGGGUUGGUUCUUGACAUUGGCCAACCAGAUUCCACAAACUACCAGUCCUUUGACUAUAACAAGGAUGGAAUUCCUACGAGAUUCAUUGUGCCAAAGGAUAACGCAAUAACGUCAGUCAAGGAAGGUUCUUUAGAAGUAUGGAAAGCUUCUGGAAGGAAUGAUACAUGUGCAUUUGUAACUCUUCGUCUGAGUGAUGGCAAACCCGCGAUUGCACAACUAACUAAAAAUACCAAUGGACAUCCAAUGGUUACACUUUUAAAGAAAGAUGGUAAAUGGAAUCUAGUAAAUGACUAUACUAAUGAGCUUUCUAAGCUGAGGAGAACUACAGAGUCUGUAGAAAACUUUACUCUCGAUAUUUCUGCUACUAGUAGUACUGACAAGUGUACCAUCUUUGAUACCAAACUUUAUGGAGUCCCAGUUCGUUUUUACGUUCCAAAAGUUGGUUUUCAUGCUACAAAAUUGUCCUUUGGAGGAACUGAGCUCUGGACAAAUACCUCUUCUAAGUCGAAUGGUAAAACGGCAUCUAAUAAGAGAAUCUUCCUUUUAAUAGCCGGGUUGAGUAAUGGAGAAUUGAAUAUCAUUCAUGUAUUCACAAGGGGUCAAAGCAAUGGCUCUGAGUUGUUAUAUUACGGAUUUAAAGAUGGAAAGUGGGAGAAUAUCAGUAAGGAUGAAUAUAGCAAGAAGUUUGAGGAGUUGAAGAAAUAG